Molecule: messenger RNA, 1039 nt
Organism: Zychaea mexicana
Lineage: Eukaryota; Fungi; Mucoromycota; Mucoromycetes; Mucorales; Lichtheimiaceae
Exons: 3
Coding region: 42-584 (180 amino acids)
Source: RefSeq, a predicted model, not a curated record
AAUUGAAACGUUUAGUUGGCGGAGGCCAUUUCUAUAAGCUGAUGCAGCAUGGUGAAGUCGAACUUACCAGUCGGUCGUUCAUUGACGAUUUCCAACAUGAAAUGAUCACUUAUAACCGAGCGCAAAUAGCACACAAUGCCAUUGAUACGAAUGUUGCCUCUGUUCCGUCUUUCGCUACACCAACUUCUUCUUCGACUACUACUGCCACCACCACUAUUAUUCCGUCUACCACCACUACCACUGCCACGAAUCACAGUGUGCCUGCGCCAUCUCUUGUUGCAGCUGCUGAUAGAUCUAUCUCCAAAAAAAAUCAGCAUCGUAACGAGAAAGAUAUGCGGGAUACCAUUUUUGGUCGAUAUAGGCAAGCCGUACAGCAAUUUUACGGCGUUCAUAUCGAUGACAAUGCCAAUAUGCCCUGGAAGGAUGAACGGAUGUAUGAGGAUAUUGUCAUGGAAGGAUGGCCGGAUAUUCCGCGCGAUCAUCCUUCUCGUUUGUCCCGACAUGCGAAAUUUGAGCUUGCUGGAUGUUUGAACAACAUUCGAUUCGUGCUAGCACCAAGACAGCAACAACAGCAGCAGCACUAAAUAAGGAAAAUCCUUUUAAGAUCGCUUAAUAUAUAUACUACAUAUUUACGACUGACAAUCCGGAUCAAUAGGUUGCUUUGUCUAUUGGUUUUACGUAGACGCCAUGAAGGUUUUUGUGAGAGUAUGGUAUCACGGUAAUACUUAGACUCCAAUGUAUGGCGUUUCUCUGGUAGGUUAAAAUAUAUAAUUAAGCGGUAAGCAAUGAUAUAAUAGCAGCUAGCGAAAAACUUAAUCUAGUGGAAUAUGAGUUAUUAUUUUUAGUUUGUAUAUGUCUCGAGUGACAUACUUUAAUACCACAAUUGUACUUGCAUCUUCUUCAUAAAGGAUAUCUGAGGCUAUAUACGUCCUAUCUAUUUUGUGGGUUUAUAUUACUAUAUGAUAAGUAAAACGAGCAAAGAGACCGGGGUAUCAUAGCUAUCUAUGGUUAUGGUACAACCUCAAAUCUCUCAUUGUUA